UGUUCAAUGUGUUUGUAGUAAUAAACAUGUACAGUUAAAAAUCUCUAAUACUUGAGAAAAGAAAACUUUUAUAUUUGUAUAAGAAUAAUGACGGAAAAGAGAAAAAAGAUUGUGCUAACUAUUAAACAAAAACUCGAAUUAAUAAGGAAAUUUGAAAGUGGAGAAUCCACUACGAAACUGGCAAAUGAGUAUUGCAUCGGUACACAAACGGUUCGCGAUAUCAAUAAGAACAAAGCGAAACUCUUGGAAUUUUCUAACAAUUGUCGGAGUAAGCUUGGUCCUUCAAAGAGGAAGAGCAUGAAGAAAUCAUCGUACAAAGAGUUAGACAAUGCUUUGAUUAAUUGGUUGAACGAUAAUCGAAGUGCAGGUGUACAUGUUUCUGGUCAAAUGUGCGAAAAACAAGCAAAGAUUUUCCAUGCCUCUUUAGGCUUAGAAAGUGAAUUUAGUACUGCGGCGGUUCAUGGAUGGUUUAUUAGGUUCAAACAACGAUAUGGUAUAAAAGAUAAUUCCAAAGGACAAGCAAAUUCGGUUACAGAAGCUAUCGAUAAUGUACUAUCUCACAUCAAAGAGGAAAAAGAGGACGACGAAUAUGGAGAGGAGUGUCCGCUAAUGAAAAAAACAUCUACAGCUCGUGAUGAAUCAAAUAGUCAAUUAUUCGUUGAAAACGGUAUUAUAUACAUUAAGCAAGAAGAGAACGAGCCCUUAAGUACAGCUCAAAAAAGUAGGAACGAUCGUAUAUUUUCAUUACCAAACAGAACGAACGAUUUACCACAGUUAUACACCGCGGAGAACGUUGGAAAUAAUUUGACGCAAACGUCGCGGGAUGUCAGCAAUGCGCAAGAUGAGUUCGAUCUGUUUGGUAAAAGUGUGGCUAUGCAACUUAGACAGUUGCCCUUACGCCAUGCAUUAAUCUGCCAAGAAAAACUACAUAAUAUUAUUGUGCAAUACCGCUUAUCUUUUAUGCAGUCCAAUUCAUCCGACUAAGAAAACUUCAUUUGCAUUAUAUGAUAGUAUUAUAAUAUAUUUCUUGUACAAACUAGU
Nicrophorus vespilloides is the source of this 1041-nucleotide messenger RNA. Its product is annotated as tigger transposable element-derived protein 2. Bases 88 to 984 code for a protein of 298 amino acids. Gene Ontology annotation, cellular component: nucleus. The record is from RefSeq and is a predicted model, not a curated record. Gene Ontology annotation, molecular function: DNA binding. The transcript has 2 exons. NCBI's taxonomy places the organism in Eukaryota, Metazoa, Arthropoda, Insecta, Coleoptera, Silphidae.